GUGCUACUAAUAAAUCCCAGUAAAAAAGAAAGUAAGUUUGAGCUAGCUACUUGUCAAACACGAGAACCAUAGAAUCCACCUAACCACCCGGUGGCUGUUACAUUCUCUCGUUUCAUCGCCUUGUAUAAACUUUAAAACAACCUACCUGCAAAUAAAGAUUGUUAAAAUUUACUAACGUGGACGUAAACCUCACCAUGUGAUACAUCCUGCUGCUCUUAAUCACUCUUGCUCUUUUACUUGUCCAUUUUUGCUUAUAAUCCCCCUCUCCUUCCCGAUCUCCUCUUGUGCUCCACCUGCCUAACUCGGUCUCUUUCCUGCCUGAUUUAAGUAUGGAGAAUGGAUUGAACGAGAGGCUUAUAGUGCCAAAAGUUCAAGAAGAAGAAACUGAUUUAAAAUCAAAGAUUUUACAAGAAUCUAAGAAUAUAUGGAGGGUUGCACUACCUGGAGUCAUAUCAAGAGUGGGUUCAUUUGGAACCAUAGUGGUCACACAAUCAUUUAUUGGUCAUAUAAGUCCACUGGACCUUGCUGGCUAUGCUCUUGUGCAAACCAUCACAGUUCGAUUUGUAAAUGGAAUACUGUUAGGAAUGUCAAGUGCAACUGAAACCCUUUGUGGGCAAGCAUUUGGAGCAGGACAAUACCAUAUGAUGGGUAUCUACUUGCAACGGUCAUGGAUUGUUGAUUUGAUUACUUUGACUAUCUUGCUCCCAGUAUUCAUAUUUGGAAGCCAGUUAUUCAUGCUACUCGGCCAGGAAGAGUCUAUAGCAAAAAGGGGAGGAUAUAUAUCACUGUGGUUCAUUCCAUUCGUGUACAAUUUUGUUUUUAGCCUGACUAUUCAGAUGUACCUUCAAGCUCAGUUAAAGAACAAGCUUAUUGCCUGGAUCUCAGUUUUCCAGUUCAUUCUCCAUGUACCUUUGUCGUGGCUCUUUGUUACUUACUUCAGUUGGGGGGUUCCUGGUGCGAUGAGUGCAUUAUCUAUAUCAUCUUGGUUUCUGGUGAUUGGAGAAUUUAUAUACAUCUUUGGUGGUUGGUGUCCUCAUUCAUGGAAAGGAUUUUCCAAAGCUGCCUUCUUGGAUAUUCUCCCUGUAGUCAAGCUCUCAUUGUCAUCUGGCUUGAUGGUCUGCCUAGAGUUGUGGUACAAUGCUGUUCUAGUCUUGAUUGCAGGGUAUAUGGAUAAUGCAGAGGUUGCUAUAUCUGCCUUCUCCAUUUGCCUCAACAUUAAUGGAUGGGAAUUUAUGAUAUGCCUUGGCUUUCUGGGAGCUGCAUGUGUAAGGGUUGCAAAUGAACUCGGCAAGGGGAAUGCUAACGCAGUGAGAUUCUCUAUUAAAGUCUUAAUGGCCACCUCGUUGCUAAUUGGAGUUAUCUUCUCUAGCUUAUGCUUCUUCUUCCAUAAAGAACUCGCAUAUUUCUUCACAAAUGACAAGGAAGUCGCAGACACUGUAUCUGAUCUCUCAGUACUACUCACUUUCUCGGUGUUUUUGAAUAGUAUAUACCCUGUUCUUUCAGGGGUGGCAGUUGGGGCCGGUUUGCAGGGUACUGUUGCAAUUGUCAAUUUAGUUUGCUAUUAUUUGAUUGGCAUUCCGGUUGGAGUUUUCCUCGGAUAUGUUGUUGGUCUUCAAGUUAAGGGCAUAUGGAUUGGAAUGAUAUGUGGGAUUGUUUGUCAGUCCAUCACACUGUCUGUAUUGACAUAUAGAACAAAUUGGGAUGUACAAGUGCUAAGAGCGUCGGAACGUCUCAAUCGCUUUUACUUGAAAUCCGGGGAGGAGACGAAUUAAUGUUCUAAUUAUGCUCGAGUAUGAUAGUACUCUCAUGGUUCCUAAGCAUCAUAUUUUGUUUCCAAGAGAUUAGCAAGUAGUAGCAAGUAGUGCAUUUUUAUUAGUUUCUGGUUUUGCAUGUAUACUAUUCAUACAAAAAUGCAACCCGGAGAAAUUUAAUCGA
Molecule: messenger RNA, 1935 nt
Organism: Daucus carota subsp. sativus
Lineage: Eukaryota; Viridiplantae; Streptophyta; Magnoliopsida; Apiales; Apiaceae
Product: protein DETOXIFICATION 24
Exons: 9
Coding region: 330-1772 (480 amino acids)
Biological process (GO): xenobiotic detoxification by transmembrane export across the plasma membrane
Cellular component (GO): membrane
Molecular function (GO): antiporter activity; xenobiotic transmembrane transporter activity
Source: RefSeq, a predicted model, not a curated record